AUGCUAAAUAUGAGACUCUGUAUCGCGAAGGUUUUGAGUCUACGGAUGCUCCACGAGAGAAGAUCGACAAAGUCAAACGAAUGCACCAACGCUUGCUUGAGCUUCAAGACGAGAUCACGAGCCAGCAACAGAGCCUGCGUCAAUACCAACACUGGAUGGGUGGAUAGAAGAACCGGUGAAUCGCAACCAGCUGGCAGAGACGACCGAAAAAUUCCUGCAAAGAGAAACACCAGCCCGCCCCUUGACCAAGCUCAAGUCUACCUCAAGCCAAUCCUCGCCUCCGGUUACUGA
This is a messenger RNA of Letharia columbiana, 291 nucleotides long. RefSeq lists its product as uncharacterized. The transcript has a single exon. Bases 1 to 291 code for a protein of 96 amino acids. Lineage: Eukaryota; Fungi; Ascomycota; Lecanoromycetes; Lecanorales; Parmeliaceae. The record is from RefSeq and is a predicted model, not a curated record.